UUCUUUAAUUUGUGUAUGCAGUGUUUGAAAGAUCCUCUUAAAGCUCAAUAUAAUGGAGGGAUAGUGGUAAAUCCAGAACUUAAUGAUGGAUUAAAUGGAUGGUCCAUUCUGGGAGAUGCUAAAAUAGAUAACAUCGUUUCAAGUGAUGGAAACAAAUUCAUCAUUGCCUCAGAGAGAAAAGGCCCAUAUCAUGGGUUUUCACAAAAGUUUCAAUUAGAAAAAGACAAGUUCUAUGUAGUUUCUGGAUGGGUACAAGUGAACCAUGGUGAUGAUGCUAAUUUAGCAGUUAUAUUCAAGACACAAAGUGGUUUUCAACAUGCUGCUUGGGCCAUUGCUAAAUCUGGUUGUUGGUCAAUGUUUAAGGGUGGCUUAGUUGUCAAUGCUUCUGGUCCCGCCCAACUAUAUUUUGAGACCAAUAAUACAGCAAUUGACAUAUGGGCAGACAGUAUUUCAGUAAAACCAUUCAGCCAAGAAGAGUGGAAUUCCCAUCAAAGUCAAACAAUUGAAAAGGUUCGCAAAAGCAAAGUGGCAAUCCAAGUAGUUGACUCACAAGGCAAGCCUUUACCUAAUGCAACAAUCUCCUUGGUGCAAGGAAGAGCCAAUUUCCCAUUUGGUGUUGCCAUUAACAAAAACAUCCUCAACAACAAAGCUUACCAAAAUUGGUUCUUCUCAAGAUUCAAGUUUACAGUAUUUGAAGAUGAAAUGAAAUGGUACAGUACUGAAACAUCUCAAGGCAAAAUAGAUUAUUCAACUUCCGAUGCAAUGGUCAAUUUAUGCAAGAGCAAAGGUGUUAGUAUCCGAGGCCAUAAUAUAUUUUGGGAUGACCCAAGUAUGCAGCCGAAAUGGGUCCCUUCAUUGAACCCCCAACAACUAUCCGCUGCUGCUGGAAAAAGGGUCACCUCAGUUGUCACGAAAUACAGAGGCCAAGUUAUUCAUUGGGAUGUUAUGAAUGAAAACCUUCACUUCAAUUUCUUCGAGAGUAAACUUGGUGCGGGUGCAUCUGCAACAUAUUAUCGAUUGACUUCACUACUUGAUAAGAAGGCGACUCUGUUCUUGAACGAUUACAAUACGAUAGAAGAUCAAAGAGAUGGAGCAUCAUCACCAACCAAUUAUCUUAACAAGAUUAAACAACUAAGGGCAGGAAGGUACACGGGUCCUCUUGGAAUUGGAUUGGAAGGACAUUUUGUUACCCCAAGCCAGCCUUAUAUUAGGUCUGCACUCGAUACACUUGCUUCUGCAAAAUUGCCCAUCUGGAUCACUGAAUUGGAUGUUCAAAGCAGCCCAAAUCAGGCAAAAUUCUUGGAUCAGAUUAUAAAGGAGGUAGUUGGACACCCAGCUGUACAAGGGUUACUAAUUUGGUCUGCAUGGAAACCAAGUGGGUGUUAUCGAAUGUGUUUGACUGAUAACAAUUUCAAGAAUUUGCCAACUGGAGAUGUUGUCGACAAAGCUCGUGCGACAUUAUCACACGAGGGUUUGAUUGGGACUACAAAUGCCGAGGGUUAUUUUGAGACUUCACUUUUCCAUGGAGAUUACAAAGCCAUCAUCACUCAUCCAUCGAUGACAUAUUCGUCCUUUCACCACAAUUUGACAGUGAUACCUACAACUGAAAGUGAUGAAAUUAGAUUAUUAAGUUACAAAUUCACUGCUACAUGAGUCAAACAUGCGGUAUUCAGGCCAUAGGAAUUAUGUGCAGUAAUCUAUUUUCUUUCUUAGAUUGCAUUUCAGUGUUUACUAUAAAUUGUUUGAAAACAGAAUUUGAAUGAAAGAUUGACUCAUA
This is a messenger RNA of Lycium barbarum (goji berry), 1777 nucleotides long. RefSeq names its product endo-1,4-beta-xylanase 5-like. Gene Ontology annotation, molecular function: hydrolase activity, hydrolyzing O-glycosyl compounds. The record is from RefSeq and is a predicted model, not a curated record. The coding region runs from base 16 to 1653 and encodes 545 amino acids. Gene Ontology annotation, biological process: carbohydrate metabolic process. The transcript is spliced from 5 exons. NCBI's taxonomy places the organism in Eukaryota, Viridiplantae, Streptophyta, Magnoliopsida, Solanales, Solanaceae.